Emiliania huxleyi CCMP1516 is the source of this 1257-nucleotide messenger RNA. RefSeq lists its product as hypothetical. The transcript has 4 exons. The record is from RefSeq and is a predicted model, not a curated record. Gene Ontology annotation, biological process: snRNA export from nucleus. Gene Ontology annotation, cellular component: nucleus. Gene Ontology annotation, molecular function: zinc ion binding; nucleic acid binding. NCBI's taxonomy places the organism in Eukaryota, Haptophyta, Isochrysidales, Noelaerhabdaceae. The coding region runs from base 1 to 1257 and encodes 418 amino acids.
AUGGGCCGCGGCAUCGGGCUCGCGCGAAGCUGGUGCGGCCGCUUGGGACUGCUCAGCCCGAAGGCUGCCGAGGCUCGCCCGCUCGGGCUCCAGGCUCGCCCGCUCGGGCUCCAGGCUCGCCCGCCCGGGCUGCAGGCUCGCCCGCCCGGGCUCACCCUACCGCUCGCGUUCAGCCUGCCGCUCGGGCUGGCCCGGCCGAGCGGGCUCGGGAGGGGGCUCGAGCCCAUGCGCGGUUUGGACGUGGACGCGUCCAACCUCGCUGCCUCCUGCCUCCUGCCCAUGGCGGCCAGCCUGACUAGCCUUGUGGCUGACCUCGAGGAGGUCGCCCACCCGCUCGGCGGCAUGGCCUUUGAGCGGACGGCGGUCACGCGCAACGACCGCCCGCAGCGGCCGCUGCUCGACUAUGACCUGUCCGACUUUGGCGCCGUCGGUGAGCUGACGGUGCAGAUGCACACAGAGGCGGUGCCCUACGGGCUGUCGACGGCGGCGGGCGGCGGGUACGAGGCGCUGCUCUCGGACUUUGCAAAGCACUCAGCCGAGAAGCGGCAGGCCAAGCCCGCACGGGCGCCGGCGCCGGCUGGCGGUGGGAGCAGACGGCCGGCCGUCGGCCGGGAGGCGAGAGGCGGCCCGAGAGGCGGCCCGAGAGGCGGUACGGCUCGCGGCAGCGAGGUGCCUCCCGAGAGCUACGUCUGCCACAACUGCAGGCAGCCGGGCCACUGGAUCGCAAACUGCCCGCUGCCGCGUCAGAGCAAGCGGCCGAGGGACGACGCAAUAUGCAACGUCCCCGGCCACUUCGUCGCCGACUGCCCGCUCGCCCCGCGAGAGCGCGCGGCGGAGCGGCCUCCGCCUCCCCCUGGCUACGUCUGCCGCAAGUGCAACCAGUCGGGGCACUGGGUCGAGCUCUGCCAGCUGCGCGGGCACCACAACCCCGCGCCCGCGGUGCCGCCGGUCACGCCGAGCGCCGAGUCGGCCGAGGUCGGGCGCGACAUCGCGGAGGCGCUCGAGGAGGCGGAGGAGGAGGCGGUCGAGCAGAUCUGCAGGCUGGUCGAGGUGCUCGGCGAGGAGGCGUGCCGCGGGCUGCUCGUGCAGGCGUGGCAGGUCGAGGAGAACGGCGGGCUGCUCCGCACCGACGGCUCGGGCCAGCGCCGCACGCCCGGCGGCGUCUUCCUGUGGCUUGUCAAGCAGCAGGCCACGCCAGAGCAGCGCGCGCGCGUCUGGCCCAAGGCCGGCCAGGAGACGCCGGCCACGGCGAAAUAA